Molecule: messenger RNA, 1032 nt
Organism: Salvelinus namaycush (lake trout)
Lineage: Eukaryota; Metazoa; Chordata; Actinopteri; Salmoniformes; Salmonidae
Product: zinc finger protein 2 homolog
Exons: 2
Biological process (GO): regulation of transcription by RNA polymerase II
Molecular function (GO): RNA polymerase II cis-regulatory region sequence-specific DNA binding; DNA-binding transcription factor activity
Source: RefSeq, a predicted model, not a curated record
AAGAGAACUCACUGCUGCUCUGACUGUGGGAAGAGAUUCACCUCCUCAUCAGACAUUAAAAUUCAUCAGAGGAUCCACACAGGAGAGAAACCUUUUAGCUGUACUCACUGUGGGAAGAAUUUUACUACAUCAAGCCAUCUGACAGUCCACCAGAGAACACACACAGGAGAUAAACCUUAUAGCUGUGAUCAAUGUGGGAAGAGUUUUACUACUUCUAGCUAUCUGACAGUGCACCAGAGAACACACACAGGAGAGAAACCUUAUAGCUGUGAUCAAUGUGGGAAGAGUUUUACUACAUCUGUCUCUCUGACUUUACACCAGAGAACACACACAGGAGAGAAACCUUAUAGCUGUGAUCAAUGUGGGAAGAGUUUUGUUCGAUCUAGCUCUCUGACAGUGCACCAGAGAACACACACAGGAGAUAAACCUUAUAGCUGUGAUCAAUGUGGGAAGAGUUUUGUUCAAUCUAGCUCUCUGACAGUGCACCAGAGAAUACACACAGGAGAUAAAUCUUAUAGCUGUGAUCAAUGUGGGAAGAGUUUUGUUCAAUCUAGCUCUCUGACAGUGCACCAGAGAACACACACAGGAGAUAAACCUUAUAGCUGUGAUCAAUGUGGGAAGAGUUUUGCUCACCGAAGCAAACUUAAAAUACACCAGAGAACACACACAGGAGAAAAACCUUAUAGCUGUGAUCAAUGUGGGAAGAGUUUUACUACAUCUAGCUCUCUGACUAUACACCAGAGAACACACACAGGAGAGAAACCUUAUAUCUGUGAUCAAUGUGGGAUGAGUUUUACUACAUCAAGCCAUCUGAUUCGACACCAGAGAACACACACAGGUGAGAAGCCUUAUAGUUGUAAUCAUUGUGAGAAGAGUUUUCCUACAUCUAGCCAGCUGACUUCACACCAGAGAACACACACAGGAGAGAAACCUUAUAGCUGUGAUCAAUGUGAGAAGAGUUUUACUACAUCUUGCUCUCUGACUGUACACCAGAGAACACACACAGGAGAGAAACCUCAUAGCUGUGAUCAA